UCCCAGGAUAGUAAACACACAUUAGAAGUCCUGCAAAAAACUCACGAGGAACUGCAGCGUUAUUAUACUUUAUUACGGAUGAUUAGAGGCGAUCUCGAAAGGAUAGCAAAUAAUUUCAUUGCUAUAAAUAGUGGGGAGAAUGCAACAGUCGAUUUGAAAAAAGAUACAUAAAGUACCAGUCCAUUAAGUUAAAUUUUAUAUAACAACAUGGAGUUUCGUAAAUCUAUAAUAAACAAGAGGCUGGAGACUGUGCUCCAAAAUUCACCGACUUCUUUAUUGCGAAGAAAGUCUGUUUCCUUUCAAAAUCCAGCCACGACUGAUCUCUCGGUGAACGAUGAUGAAGCGGAACGUAUUGCUCGUCGACGUGAGAUUUCUACAACAACGCCAUUAUCUACCAAUACAUCCAGUAAUAAGAGACAUUCUCUUGGUCUGGGAUUCUUAGCGAAUAUCCCGGCACCUCAGAUGGCCGAGAGCAUAAGUCAAUGCAUAAAACUAAAUGCCGAGAACAAGAUUAACAUUAAGAAUGCGUUUAGUUUAGAAAUGAUUGAUUUUAUGAUAUAUAUGAUAAAGAAACAGGAUGUCAAUAUGUCAAAUCUGCAAGUGGCUAGUACAUCCCUGGAUGUGAGUACUAAGAUCUACGGAUUCCGUGUAGAUAGCGUGCAUACCGAGAUUCUUAAAAUAGUGGGCGGAUUGGAUAAACAAGCGGAUGAUAUGGAGCGAGAUGCGGAGGAGUUUAGGGAAAACGCAGAAAAUACAGAAAAAAGUAUAAUAGUGCAAAAAAAGAAAAAUAAAGUCAAGCAAAAGAUUUUUAGCACUGUAGAGGCUCUAAGAGGCAAUAUCGAAAUCCAAAAACCUAUGUCAAUGAUGAUAGGUGAAGGAGAUUUGCAAACUAGUGACAUGUUGUAUCAAGCCAUACUACCGCAUCAUGCAAAUUCCGGCUCUUAUCAGCAUCUAUAUAACGAUGUGUUCGUUGACGUUAUAGAGAAUAAAUCCAGAUUAUCAAAGAGUUCAGAUAUAAAAUACAAUAUACCGACAAUCGAUGACUUCUCGAAUCUUGAGACUAGUGCAUAUUCGAACUUUGAGUUUCUUAACUGGUCUGUGGAAGAUGAGCCAGAAAAAAAUCCGGCCGAAGAAGUCGAACAUAAUGAGAGUAAUCGAUUCCAUUUCGAUCUAGAUGCGAGUGUGGAUCCUGAUGAUGAUAACAAUCCAUUGCCUGAACCAAUGAAUUACUUUGACUUCCAGCACACUGAUAAUAAUGUUUACCAAUGUUACCAAGAGGCAGCGAAACGGCAUAGCGAGAAUAUUCUGGACGUGCGCAACGUUCAGAUAUCAGAGACAAACACAUUCGAAUAUUCUUUCCUUCAGCCGAACAUGAAUUUGCAUUGGGCCGGCCCAUCUCAUUGGAAGUUUCGAAAUUUUGUAAGACCUUCCACUGACAUUGUCGGUAGCAGCAAAGUAGUAGGAACUUGCAUGCAAGCUCCACUACGAAAGAAAAGACAAAUCGAACUGUUGUAUGAAGAGAAUUGCGAUGUAAUCGAUGCAAAGUUUGCGCUAAGCCAUUCUAAUAAAUUACAAGCCAAGACCACGAAAACGGAAUGGAACAUCGAGGACUUAAUAUUACCGGAAGAUGUGCAUUACGAUAUUACGCAAAUGAUAAAACUGUACUUGAAUCCAAGACUGAUUUUAAAGUCGCAAAACGAUGGAAAAGAGGAUGGUAACAACGCCGUGGAUGUGUCAGACAACGAGAGAUAUGAUUACAACAAUCCAAAUGAUACAUUAGAAUAUUGUCCGGAUACAAAUAACGAUGAUUAUGAAGAAGGAGGUAGAGACGAUUGUAACUUCGAAGACGAUGCUAUUGUGUUAGGUAGCCAAAACUUUAUCGGCGAUAAUCUGGUCGCCGCGCCAAAAUUAGCUAAUAAAAUAUCCAUUGCGUACUGCCUAAAGGCAAAGAAGAUCGAUAUGCGACAAUUGAAAAAAGCCAUAUGGAAAUUGUGUACGAAUAACAACGAUGAUUUAAUAAAUAUUAACGAGGCGGAAAACUCCGAAGCGAGCACGAUGAAAAAUAGCAAACAGUUUAAUGAUAUUUACAAGAUGUUACCAAAAUUAUUAACAAAAAAUAAUAUCGAGGCAUUGAGUGUGCCGAUUUCUUUUAUAUCUCUGUUACAUCUUGCGAAUGAGAAAACGUUAAAGAUUCACUCAUUACCGGAUAUGUCCGAUAUUAUCGUCGAGGCAGAUUGAAAAGACGGCUGCUAUGAUUCUUAUGUACAUAUUAAUACGAAAAAUAUUUAAUAAGCCAUUUUUUAUGAAGAAUAUAUUGUAAACAAUAUAUAUCAUGUAUUAUUCGGAAUAUAUUCUUCAUAAAAGAAAGCUUAUUAAGUAAUUUGUUUUAAUUACAUAUUCAUCGAUAUAUGCACGCAUGAAUAGGCUCUACACGUGUUUCUUUUAAUAUUAGACUAAAAAUUAAUUUUGAGUUCAAUAUUAACAAUAAGAGAAACACGUUGCGUCAAAUCGGUAAUUAUUAUAUUUUUUUAAAUAAAAUAUUGUCAAUUGAAUAUUAUAAUCAUUAAAAAUAAUUUUAAUAUCCAUUUCAUUUUUUUUUAGAUGAGAAAAUUUUUCAUUAAAAAAUAAUAUUUAUUAAAGAUAUUUUUAAUAAAUAUCAUAAUUAAAAAAUACUCAUUAUAUACUGUAAAAAUAAUAAUUUCACCAAUAAUUAUCAUGUGUAUAUAUAUAUAUAUUUAAAUAAAGUUUAUUUUGAAGCAUUUUGCACAACACCAUUCUACACAUCUGCUUAUGUAAGUAAAAUAAUUCUGAUCAUAGGAUCGCUUUAUAUAUAUCUUACAGAGACCAGUUCGUUGAAUUAAUAUACACAGUGUUGUGAGCUGCCAGAAUUUUCUCAAAUCGAGCUUAUUAGACAUUAAUGCUGCGCUCAAAUCGCGAUUUUGGUCAUUCUGUCUUUAGUGACUAGGUUAGUAUAUUUAAGUCAUGCAGUAAAUUUAAGUUUUUGCUAAUAAUAAAACAGCAAAUAUCAAAAAAACGUCUCAUCGCUAUACGGAAAUUUACACAAACGACGUAUCGAUUCGUGUAAAUGCAAUAGCAUCCGCUUUGGCAGUAUAAUUUUCCGUUCUCCGAUUUAGUAAUAAUAUAAUUUCUCCUUUUUUCUUAUAUAUCAUAUCGUAACUUAGGUCCUUUUUU
Molecule: messenger RNA, 3192 nt
Organism: Cataglyphis hispanica
Lineage: Eukaryota; Metazoa; Arthropoda; Insecta; Hymenoptera; Formicidae
Product: condensin complex subunit 2
Exons: 2
Coding region: 208-2238 (676 amino acids)
Biological process (GO): mitotic chromosome condensation
Cellular component (GO): condensin complex
Molecular function (GO): chromatin binding
Source: RefSeq, a predicted model, not a curated record